This is a messenger RNA of Arabis nemorensis, 741 nucleotides long. Lineage: Eukaryota; Viridiplantae; Streptophyta; Magnoliopsida; Brassicales; Brassicaceae. The record is from the annotation of a GenBank genome assembly.
AUGGAACUCAGCCUCACUACCCCUACAUCAUGUUCCUCCAGGAGUACCUCAUCAUCUUCUCAUGAGGUCAUCAUCCCCCGGACCGGUUUUUCAACCGAUACCAAGGGGAAAACGAAAGAGAAGUUUGUGGCCGAGCCAGCGAUGGAGACUCCGAGGCUAGAGUUUCGCUUCUUGUUCAAUGAGAAUAAUAUAAGAAGAAACUCUAGUUUCGGUAUAUUAGAUGAUGGGGCACAAGGGACGAAGAACGAGUCUAAAGCAAGGGUGUUUGCUUGCACCUACUGCAAGAAAGAGUUCUCUACUUCACAAGCCUUGGGAGGACAUCAGAACGCUCACAAGCAAGAGCGAUCAUUGGCCAAAAGGCGUAAAGAGAAUGGAACCAACUAUCCUGGACUCUCUUUCUAUAGUCAAUACACACCAAGUGCUAACUCCUACAACAGCAGUAGCUCGCGGUAUGAUCUUGGCGUCCGUUACAAUCCUAACAUUGCUAAAUCUAAUAAGGCCUAUCCGUUCAACAUCUUCAGAUGUCGAUUAGGAUUAGGAUACAGAGGGCUUAGCAUGAAUUCACAUAUCCCUCUCCUGUCUCAGCUCUCGUGCCAAAAUACCGAAGAUUUGUCCAAAGAUUUGAUUUCAAACCUAGAGGGCAGCAUUCAUUUGAAUAACGAGCAAGGCGAGAAACAAGAUCAAUCGGAAACUGAUGAUUCCAAGGAUGAUUCUGAAUUAGACUUGUCUCUGAAGUUGUAG